AUGCAGAUCGAAAACCGUUAUGAGUCGGUUCUGGCCAGCCGCUACUGUAGACGAAGCCCACUUCUCGAGCUCUUUUCUGAAAGGAAUAAGACUGUUCUGUGGAGACAGUUGUGGAUUUGGCUAGCUGAAGCUGAACUAGAAUUAGGCCUCACUCAGGUCACCCCGGAUGCUAUUGAAGAGAUGAAAGAACAGCGUGAUAAUAUUGACUGGAAUAAAAUCCGCGAAGAAGAGCGCCGUUUGAAGCAUGACGUUAUGGCUCAUAAUCAUGCUUUUGGAGCUGUAUGUCCCAAAGCUGCAGGAGUAAUCCACCUUGGUGCAACUUCUUGUUAUGUCCAAGAUAAUGCCGAUCUGAUCGUUAUCAAAGAAGCUGUUGGACAUCUUCUUGCA
This is a messenger RNA of Haemonchus placei, 387 nucleotides long. Lineage: Eukaryota; Metazoa; Nematoda; Chromadorea; Rhabditida; Trichostrongylidae. The record is from the annotation of a GenBank genome assembly.